AUGUCCGCAUCCUUCCCCCCGGACACAUUACAUUUUCCUCCAUUGUCUCGUCCCUUCUUGGACCCUUAUCUUCCUCCGCUCUCCGACGACAAGCAUAAUGAUACAGCAACUGAGCGAGAAGAAAAGAAAGAAAACGGGCUUUCUCGUCCCUUUACGACACUUACGUUUGCCACAUCUCUUGAUUCUUCGCUCUCAUUAGCGCCAGGCGUGCGCACUAUAUUGUCUGGCCCGCAUUCAAAAGCCAUGACGCACUACCUCCGCUUCCGCCAUGAUGCCAUCCUCAUCGGCGUUGGGACUGCGAACGCUGAUGACCCCGGUCUAAACUGUCGAAUUGAAGGCGCAGGUGGGUAUGAGGAAGUGAUUCAUGCCGAUGCUGCCGAUGCACCGCAGAAAGAGGACGCUCCAUCCGAUCCUGAGAUUCAAGAUGUAAUGAAAGCCGUUGCUGGGGACCAGGCUUCAUCAAAACAGAUGCAUUUAUUUCAAAGCCAUGCCGACCGAAUAUCAGAUGAACAAACCGCCGCGGAUACUGAGAGAAUACGAAGACAGCAAGGAAUGCUACACCAGCCACGACCUAUAGUUGUCGACCCAAAAGCUCGGUGGGUUCUACACGAACAUUCCAAGAUCAUUCAACUGGUGAGACAGGGCAAGGGCAAGGCACCUUUGGUAUUAAUUUCGAAAACAACUACUCCGCCUCAGAGAACACGAGCUCUUCUGGAGAAAUAUGGAGGAAAGUAUAUUGCUCUAGAUACGGUGGAGAGCCCUGAUGAUGAUAAUAAUAAUAAUGAUGGUGUUCCUCGUCAGCAUUUCGAUUGGAACGCUAUUCUGGACGUGCUCUACACACAGGAAAAGAUAACUAGUCUGAUGAUUGAGGGCGGCGGGUCGAUUAUUAAUUCGCUGCUUUCUGAACAGCGAUAUAGCGGUCUCAUUGACUCGGUUAUCGUGACUAUUGCGCCCACAUGGCUAGGGCAAGGGGGCGUGGUAGUUUCACCUAACAGACGCGUUGAUGAGGACGGAUAUGCGAUUCCGGCUUCGAGACUAACGGAUGUUAAGUGGUGUCCGUUUGGUGAAGAUGUUGUUCUGUGUGGGAGGAUUUCGAAGACUUGA
This is a messenger RNA of Talaromyces atroroseus, 1104 nucleotides long. RefSeq lists its product as hypothetical. The transcript has a single exon. The record is from RefSeq and is a predicted model, not a curated record. Gene Ontology annotation, biological process: riboflavin biosynthetic process. Gene Ontology annotation, molecular function: 5-amino-6-(5-phosphoribosylamino)uracil reductase activity. NCBI's taxonomy places the organism in Eukaryota, Fungi, Ascomycota, Eurotiomycetes, Eurotiales, Trichocomaceae. Bases 1 to 1104 code for a protein of 367 amino acids.